This is a messenger RNA of Limanda limanda (common dab), 1188 nucleotides long. Its product is annotated as S-adenosylmethionine synthase-like. Gene Ontology annotation, molecular function: ATP binding; methionine adenosyltransferase activity. NCBI's taxonomy places the organism in Eukaryota, Metazoa, Chordata, Actinopteri, Pleuronectiformes, Pleuronectidae. Gene Ontology annotation, cellular component: cytosol. The record is from RefSeq and is a predicted model, not a curated record. The transcript is spliced from 9 exons. Bases 1 to 1188 code for a protein of 395 amino acids. Gene Ontology annotation, biological process: S-adenosylmethionine biosynthetic process.
AUGAACGGCACCAUGAAUGGGGAUUCCAACUACAACCAUCAGGAGGGCUCCUUCAUGUUCACCUCUGAGUCGGUGGGAGAGGGACAUCCCGAUAAGAUCUGUGAUCAGAUCAGUGAUGCUGUGCUGGACGCUCACCUGAAGCAAGACCCCGACGCCAAGGUGGCUUGUGAGACGGUGUGUAAGACGGGCAUGGUGCUGCUCUGUGGCGAGAUCACGUCCCUCGCCAACGUGGACUACCAGAAGGUGGUGAGAGACACCAUCCGACACAUCGGCUACGACAACUCGGCCAAAGGCUUUGAUUAUAAGACCUGUAACGUGCUGGUGGCCCUGGAGCAGCAGUCUCCUGACAUCGCUCAGGGAGUUCACAUCGACCGGCUGGAGAACGACGUCGGAGCCGGAGACCAGGGUCUGAUGUUCGGCUACGCCACGGACGAGACGGAGGAGUGCAUGCCGCUCACCAUCGUGCUCGCACACAAGCUCAACGCCAAGAUGGCCGAACUGAGACGAAGCGGGGAGGUUCCCUGGCUCCGGCCGGACUCCAAGACACAGGUGACGGUUCACUACACCCAGGAGAACGGGGCGGUGAUCCCCCGGAGGGUCCACACCGUGGUGAUCUCCGUGCAGCACGACGACUACGUGAGUCUGGAGGAGCAGAAGGAGGUUCUGAAGGAGAAGGUCAUCAAGGUGGUGGUCCCCUCCAAGUACCUGGACGAGAACACCAUCUACCACCUGCAGCCCAGCGGCCGCUUCGUGAUCGGUGGACCUCAGGGCGACGCCGGAGUGACGGGCAGGAAGAUCAUCGUGGACACGUACGGGGGCUGGGGGGCCCACGGCGGGGGGGCCUUCUCCGGGAAGGACUACACCAAGGUCGACCGCUCGGCCGCUUACGCCGCCCGCUGGGUGGCCAAGUCUCUGGUGAAGGCCAAUCUGUGCAGGAGGGUCCUGGUGCAGGUCGCCUAUGCCAUCGGCGUGGCUCACCCUCUGUCCAUCUCCGUGUUCACCUUCGGCUCCUCUCAGAAGAGCGAGACCGAGCUGCUGCACAUCGUCAACAAGAACUUUGACCUCCGACCCGGCGUCAUCGUCAGGGACCUGGACCUGAGGAGACCAAUCUACCAGAACACGGCGUGCUACGGACACUUCGGCAGGAAGGAGUUUCCCUGGGAAACCCCAAAGAACCUCAACUUCUAG